GGCCGCCGCGGCCGCUCACGCCUCGAGAUCGCGCACUGCGAUAACUUGCAUUGCGUCUCGCUACUCUUUACUUAUCGGUAAUGGAACUCGAAAAAAGAAGCUAAAACUUUUAAAGUCGAUGAGUGGACGGUAAAAGAUGUAAUGUGGGGAGAGAUGUGGUGUCGGUGAUCGCGCGAUGCGGCGACAGCAGCGCGCGUCUGCCGCGCGAUGAGCGCGCGUCGCAAGUCCUCCGCGCGUUCAGCUCGCCUGCACGCGCGUCGCCUAGCGCUGCCUAUGUUUAAGCUCUUGCUGAUCCUGUCCUUAACGCCAGUUAACCUCGAGCGUACUGCUACGGUGGAUCGCUUGGAGAACGUAACGCAUACCGUUACGCGAAUACUUGACGGUUACGACAUCCGACUCCGCCCUAAUUUUGGUGGCGACCCGCUCUACGUCGGCAUGGAUUUAACCAUUGCUAGUUUUGACGCCAUUUCCGAAGUAAAUAUGGACUACACUAUAACACUUUACCUGAACCAAUACUGGAAAGAUGAAAGAUUGGGGUUUGGCUUGCCAGAAGAGGUUUUGACUCUAUCAGGAGACUUUGCUGAUAGAAUUUGGGUGCCUGAUACAUUCUUUGCAAAUGAUAAGAAUAGUUUCCUCCACGACGUAACGGAACGCAACAAGCUGGUGCGCCUGGGCGGCGACGGCAGCGUCACCUACGGCAUGCGUUUCACCGCGACACUGGCCUGUAUGAUGGACCUGCACUACUAUCCGCUGGACAGCCAGAAUUGCACCGUCGAGAUUGAAAGCUAUGGCUACACCGUGUCAGACGUGGUGAUGUACUGGAAGGAGACACCAGUACGAGGUGUCGAAGAUGCAGAACUGCCUCAGUUCACCAUUCUGGGGCAUGAAACUAAUGACAGGAAAGAGAAGUUGGCGACGGGCAUCUAUCAGCGGCUGUCACUCAGCUUCAAGCUGCGCAGGAAUAUCGGCUACUUUGUGUUUCAGACCUAUCUACCAAGUAUUUUGAUUGUGAUGCUCUCUUGGGUAUCCUUUUGGAUUAAUCACGAGGCAACUUCGGCAAGAGUUGCUUUAGGUAUAACCACCGUCCUGACGAUGACGACAAUAAGUACGGGAGUGCGUAGCAGCCUGCCUCGUAUAUCGUAUGUGAAGGCUAUCGACAUCUACCUAGUGAUGUGCUUCGUGUUCGUAUUCGCCGCUCUACUUGAGUAUGCGGCGGUGAACUAUACCUACUGGGGCGCUAGGGCGAAGAAACGGGCCAAGUUAAAAAACCGAGAGCAAGUCUCUACUAGCGCUAGUGUGGAUAAGGAAAUGAAGAACUCUGGUGGGCCCCAUUCUCCAGAGGAAAUCAUAGCACUUCGAGAAUACACCACUACCACCGGCAGGGUGUCUCCACUGCCGAGCCUGCGGUCAAGGCCCCUUCCGCCUAGCACUGGGGCCCCACCAUCUCUUCGUCUUCAACGAGACUACUCUAACUUACGUUACAGAACUCGGCCACAUUCCAGAAGGAACAGUGGCAACAGGCCGAAGAUGAUGCACGCCCUGAAACGCGGUGCUACGGUGAUCAAAGCGUCCAUGCCUAAAAUACGAGACGUCAACGUUAUAGACACAUACUCGCGGGUCAUUUUCCCCAUCUGUUUUCUAAUUUUUAACGCCGUGUAUUGGACCUUUUAUAUAUUUGACUAAAGAACACGUAAUUAUAAUUAUUAUUAUAGAUUAAAAACUAAUAAUAUAAUAAAUUCCUCAAAUUCACCUAUUUUAGGUAUUAAUGCAAUUUAUGACUCGAUUCUGUGACCAGCAGCAAGCUCUAGCGACUGGAGACAGCAACAAGCGACCGUGCCGCCGACCGCAAGUGACACUACUGGUUUCUAUACGUUUUCAAUGGUUUUGUAUGAAGGUAUUAUAUUCUGAGGAGAUACCUAUCUACGGUGACACUGCUGCUGCGUUCCCGCGCUGAUGCAAACCUAUACUGGUACAUAAAAUACAUAGGAACCAGUAGUAUCAUUUGCGAUCGGCAGCGCGGUCGCUUGUUGCUGUCGCCAGUUGCUGCAACUUGCCGCUGGUCUCGGAAUCGAAGCUUUAGAAUUAAACAAGUGCUACGUUGUCUGUACUUCUAUUAUAAAUAUAAUAUUGCUUAGUAUGCUGUUAGUAAUUAAUAAUAAUACUCGUAGGUAACUUAACUAUUUACUUAUCAGUUAUUCUUAUCUACAAUUCAACACGAUAUAUAUAUUUUUCCAGUAGGGAUGAUGACUAUGAGUCAAAUCAGAGACAUUUUAUCAAAGGUCAAAAGCUCUCGUACUUGGCAGCUUGUAGGUAUGAAAUACAUAGAUGUGCAUUGUGCAUUCAUAAACAUUCAAUGUAAUUUUCCGUACUUUUUUAAUUUA
Maniola jurtina (meadow brown) is the source of this 2381-nucleotide messenger RNA. RefSeq names its product gamma-aminobutyric acid receptor subunit beta-like (gene Lcch3). Gene Ontology annotation, cellular component: membrane; synapse; neuron projection. The transcript has 10 exons. Gene Ontology annotation, biological process: chemical synaptic transmission; monoatomic ion transmembrane transport; signal transduction. The record is from RefSeq and is a predicted model, not a curated record. The coding region runs from base 208 to 1683 and encodes 491 amino acids. Gene Ontology annotation, molecular function: GABA-A receptor activity; neurotransmitter receptor activity; extracellular ligand-gated monoatomic ion channel activity. Lineage: Eukaryota; Metazoa; Arthropoda; Insecta; Lepidoptera; Nymphalidae.